ACUGACUGCCCUUUAACUGGAGGAUAUGCGUGUGCAGGCUGCUGAGUGCGCAGCAGAGAGGGGGCGGGUCAGUUUGCAAUGGAGGACUCCAUUGAUGUUAUUCUUCAAGACUAUGGCAGGGUCUGUCCCACCAACAGACCCCAUCCUGUCCUGACUGCCUGCACAGCUGCUCUGCUCACAGGCCUGUAUGGAGUAUGGAGGCUGUUUGCUGUGCCUGGAUUUCGCAAAAUCCCUUGGAACCUCAAGGUUCCUUAUUUGCCCUCCAGUAAAGUCCAGACACUGAACAUUAUGCAGCUGCUUGAGGGACGAGCGGGUCGCUUAGCAGAUCUGGGGUCAGGAGAUGGAAGAGUGGUGUUUGCGGCCUCUUCGGCUGGUUUCCAGUGCACAGGGUUUGAGAUCAACUCCAUUUUAGUGGCCUGUGCCAAGAGCAAGGCCCUCUGGACAGGAGUGCCCUCCAGCCAGGCAACGUUUGUUAAAAAAGACUUCUGGAAGACUGAUUUAUCUACAUACAACAAUGUGACUGCUUUCCUUGCUCCAGGAGUGAUGGAGGUGCUGGGUGAGAAGCUGUUGAAAGAGCUUCCUGAUGAUGCCCAUGUCAUCGCCAGUCGUUUUCCUUUCCCCGACUGGCCACAAAAGUCGUCCUUCGGCUCCGGUCUUGACCAGACUUUUUCUUACAACAUCAGCACUGUGCGCUCACAUCUGAGAAACAUCCCGAAAACAGUGCUCCAUUAAGUCACAGUUUUUUGUGUUAUUUUCUAGCUCUGUCAUCCUCAACAGCACUAAACAGAAAGACAACACACAUUUUAGCAGGUAAUCAGACACACUUUAGGGAAAUCAAUUGGUGAUACAUGCCCGUUACGAUCACUGAGCAGAAGGGAUACUUUUGAAAGAUGUCUUUGAACAUUGCAAGGAUGAGAUGGACUCUCACUUAGCAGGAUGUCAGGAUGAUUUUGACAUCACUUAUCCCCUGCAGUAUUUGUUCAAUCUUUGCACAGACUGUGCCUUUGCAUUUUACUGACAAUCUUGUUGCACCAUCAUGCGCCGCUAUCUAGAAUAUGACUGUAGAGCUCUUUCUAUAAGCACUUCCACUAUAAUUAAUGUUACCUCCUCAUCAACACUAAUGCACCUCUUUGUUAAUGGCUACAAGGAUUAUGAGGUCAAUGUUUUUGUCUCACUUUGCUUUUGAUGGGUUGCACUUAGAUGCAUAUGUUGUGUUUAUUCAAGAAGGGAAUAUGUUUCCAGCCCAAGGCCAUGCUGAGAUCAUUCCAUCUAUCUUCUAUCUAGAAAGCCACCUUUUGUUAGACACAAACACGUUUUUAUGUUGUGCACGCCACGGUCUAGAAUAAUUACAGUAUGCGUCACCUGACAAAAGACAGUUUAGUCUGAGAACCAUGGUUAUAUGUGUAACCCUCUGUUUGUCUGUUAGCAGUAAAAUGAGAGAUUUCGUAAAAUGUGCUGGAAAGUAAGGCCAUUUGCCAAUGAACAAGAGAUUUCUUUUUGAUUCAUAUUAAAAUCAUAUUAACAUAGCGAGAUACAGCAUUUCUGCCAUAUUUUCUCAUGAACAAUGUAUUCCUGUGAUUUCAUUUGGACCGAUUCAGACUAAAAUGUUCCAAACAUUUGGUUUUGUUAAGCAAAUAAAUUUGGGGGAUUGUGCAGCCUUAGUGGAGGAAACUGUUCUCUGUAUUACAAUAUCACUAAUGACACUGUCAUUUUUCUAAUAGUCCAUAAGUCAUUCAAAUAUACCUGCAGCUGCGAGCUAGAACACAAAUCUUCCACCUCUACAACCUUUCCCUUCAUACCACUGCAUGAUGACGUCUCACAUGUCAGUUGCAAUACAGUAUUCACUUAGUCUUUGGUAAAGGAGAGGCAGAACAGUUUGUAACCUGAACUGUACCUUAAAUAGUACCCAACAUCUCCAGCUGAGGGUGCUAGUGCUCCAAAGUGAGUUUUGGUGUAAAACCACAGGGUGAGGUGAGCCUGAAUAGAAUACAGAUCAUGUUUAUCCUCUGCAUGGUGGCUAUUUUAUUGACCAAACGCGUCGGACUUCUAACGCCUUGAAUUCUAUGUUGCACCAAAAUGUAAAAAGCCCAUUCACGUGCCUGGAUUCCUCAAACAAAAUAGGUAAAUUAUAGAACAUUAUUGUUUUGUGUGUAUGGCGGCUGGUGAUGCAAAUAAUCAUUUAUAUCUUUACACGUUUUUAAAUGGCAGAAUCCACAGGCUGUUUUGGUUUUUGUCAUCCCCUUUUGAUUUCCUGUCCGUGCCAUCAUCAAC
Anarrhichthys ocellatus (wolf-eel) is the source of this 2271-nucleotide messenger RNA. Its product is annotated as adenine nucleotide translocase lysine N-methyltransferase. Gene Ontology annotation, molecular function: protein-lysine N-methyltransferase activity. Gene Ontology annotation, biological process: peptidyl-lysine trimethylation; positive regulation of proton-transporting ATP synthase activity, rotational mechanism; regulation of mitochondrial ATP synthesis coupled proton transport. The record is from RefSeq and is a predicted model, not a curated record. The transcript is spliced from 6 exons. NCBI's taxonomy places the organism in Eukaryota, Metazoa, Chordata, Actinopteri, Perciformes, Anarhichadidae. Gene Ontology annotation, cellular component: mitochondrion. Bases 79 to 732 code for a protein of 217 amino acids.